Molecule: messenger RNA, 1152 nt
Organism: Penicillium salamii
Lineage: Eukaryota; Fungi; Ascomycota; Eurotiomycetes; Eurotiales; Aspergillaceae
Source: the annotation of a GenBank genome assembly
AUGUUUUUACGCUCUCUGCUCCUGAGCGCUCCGCUCGCCAGCGCAAUGCUGGUUGAUCCGGUGACGAAAUCCGUGGAUGGCUUCGAGAUCAUCAACCCUAUGCAGCUGGAUGAAUACAACCAUGCGACUUUCGACCUCCCAUGCGCCGAAUGCCCAUACCCGCAAACCACUGAAGGGCAGGUUGAAUACACACAAGACUCUCAAACAUCCUUGACCGUGGACUUCCUCGUUGACAACGAUCGCCUGCUGGCCAACGGCCGACAGAUCUUCCCUCCGGUCCCUCCGACGCCAAUCCUCGCCGUCCAACAAAUCGAAGAUGGCAAGCACUCUGACCCUGUGCCCGUUGGCUAUGCGCUGGAAAUCAUGCCAGUGCCACACAACCCUCACGACGAACCAGGCUACGACCUGAUCGAUCUCCGUUUCACCGUUCUCGACGUGGAGGAUCGCCCGGUCCCCGUUGACACUGUGGCCAUCAGCUUCAUUCAAGCCCCCACCGGCGAAAUCUUCAUUGCCCGCGCCGGAAUCGAAAAGACCACCCCAGUCGACAACCACACUUCCUGGAAGGACUGCCAAGGCAAGACCAAAUGCCUUCAGGAGCUUCUGAUGACCCGUAUCCGCGGUCUCCUAGCCUCUGCCAAGAACCGUGUUAUGGGAAUGUCCAAGCCCGGCCGCAAGGGCUGCCACGGCAAGCACAAAGGUGACAAAUCAAUUCACGCUGGCCCCCACCACGAAGGAAUCGACAGCAUGCCUUUCCCCCCUCCUCCAUUCGAGGGCUUCGGGGAGGAUCACGGCCGCCCUCAUGGCUUCUCUGGCCACGGUCGUCCUCACCCACACCAUCAUCACGGACAUCACGGUGCUUUCGCCCGCACAUUCUCCCGAGUUGUGCAUUUCAUCGUUGUCCCUGCCAUCCUUGGCGUUCUGGCUGGCCUCACUGCAAGUGCCGUUGGCAUGCUCGUCGGCCAGGCUGUCGUCUUCCUCUGGCAACGCUACCGUGGCACUCAGCCCGCUGAGCACAAGGCCGCCUGGGAACAGGGCGAGGCUUGCGAGAAGCAAGGCCUCAUGACUGACUCGCGUUACUCCGAGGAGGUCCUUCCUGAAUACACCAAUUCUGCUGAUCCCUCUGAACCCAGGGCAUCUAUGGAUAAGAACUAA